Messenger RNA from Colletotrichum phormii, 1877 nucleotides. RefSeq lists its product as uncharacterized. The transcript has 5 exons. The coding region runs from base 119 to 1534 and encodes 471 amino acids. The record is from RefSeq and is a predicted model, not a curated record. Lineage: Eukaryota; Fungi; Ascomycota; Sordariomycetes; Glomerellales; Glomerellaceae.
CAAUGUCCUCCGUUUCCCUUCAGACGCGUCAGCUUUGGUUCUGUUGGAAUAUUGCUGAUGAGAGAGUCGCUCGAAUGUCGAGCCCAUACCACCGCUGGAUUGACGAGACCUAGUCACCAUGGCCAGCUUGGCCAAACCGCAACAGGGCCACUCGAGAGUCGAGGAGAAGCGCACAACGCGCGACGGCCCCAAACCACGCAGGACGUUGCUCUCCGUUUCCCAACAGCGACGAUCUUCCGGGUACCCAGCAUCAUGGACGUCUUUGCCAUUGGUCCUUGCUCGAAGAGACUCCUCCCAGACAUUGCUGGAUUCGGAGGAGGAGCCCGAACUGGUUCUUUCAAAGUCUAUCCAAAUCGGCCCGGAAGUGUUGUCGGUGAGCCGGUUCUACACCAACUAUGCCGCGCAGGCCAGCAUCUUGAUAUUCAGUCGAUUGCCCGAGUACUACGACGUUGACCUAUCCGAUGCCAGCCAUGCACGACACGCCACACACGCUGUGGCCUUGGCGAGUGCUUCUCGGUCACUUCGUCAGUCGGGGCUCAUGGUUGGAGCCCGGCGACAUUACGGCAAAGCCAUUUCGACUCUGAACCAGGCCCUUCAAGAUCCAGUUGCAGUGCGAGACGAUGCUAACCUGGUCACGUUAUUCUUGUUUGGCAUGUUCGAGGUUAUCAACGGCAAGCGAGGCACAAGCACGAUCGACUUGCAGGAGAAUGUAUUCCCUCACGGUGUCGGAGGCUUGCAGCUGUUCAAGUUUCGCGCAGAUCAUGGCUUGACCAACGAAGUCGACAAAGCCUGCUUCACCUUCUUCUGUCAUGCAGCGUUGAUGGAGAUGUUUAUACAGCGAGACCACUUGACGCCUCUAUGGUCAAUGCUGGAAGAAGUAGAAACUCCGUGGGGUAGGGGCCCUGUUCUCGAGCCGCUUGUUCGACAGGUAGUCGAUUUCAAGAGAGCCUUUGACUUCAAGGUACAAGUACAGGACAACUUGACCAAGCUAACCGAUAGCCCGCCGGAGGAUUUGCUGGACCUCAUCCGAGGCGGCAUCGAUCUGAACAGCGAUCUUGAGGCAGCCGUUGCAUUCCUCGGCUUCUCUGGCGCUUCAACGUGCUCCGGACAGCAGCAAAAAGUGUUCAACGGUCUGUUUUCACUGUCGUCUGAGUCAUCAGUUGCUAUCGCGCGAAGCCACUAUCGUUCGCUUCGUGUAUAUCUUCUAGAGCGAAUCAUCGAGUUGCGAAACAUUCUAAAGGAGAGCAGCGGCAAAGUCGCCACUAGCUUAGGUCCUAUGCCGAGCUGGUCGGAUGGCGUGUCAGUCGUUGAAGAUGUUCUCGAAGACAUCCGGACAGUAUUCGGGCUCGAAGGGAAGGAAGAGGCGCCGAUCGAGGGCCUUGCUUACCGAACUAUGACAAUGUUCUGGCCAAUGGUCAUGGUGCGAACUUCAUGUUUCGCAGGUCCUCAUAAUGGCAGAUGGGUAGCAGAAAAGAUGUUGGAGUUAACUACGGAAUCGGGGUUUGGCCUUGGUGUGGAAGCUGCGAGUGCUUGAAAGCAUCGCUUCACUAUCACUAUCACUAAGGCGUGGCACUGUUGAAACGGUGCUGGUGGCCAAACAGGACUAUCAGAUUGAUGUCAAUAGCUUCGAUGAGUGGCUUUCAGCUACACAAGCAUGUGGAACAUGAUCAGAGCGACUGGAACAUUCACAAGGCCAGGAAAUCGGGUACAAGAAAGUGCAUGUACACCUGGGUCACGGUCGGAAAAUGGGACGGAAAUACUCCCAUAGUGACGGGGAACUUACGAAUAUGAUACCAAUGACGUUUCAGGAUAAGGAGAAAGGAGUUCACAUAUCAGAGAACGAGUUGUGAACCUUGACGGUUGUGAAAACUAUGUCG